Molecule: messenger RNA, 1452 nt
Organism: Epithele typhae
Lineage: Eukaryota; Fungi; Basidiomycota; Agaricomycetes; Polyporales; Epitheliaceae
Product: serine carboxypeptidase
Exons: 11
Coding region: 1-1452 (483 amino acids)
Biological process (GO): proteolysis
Cellular component (GO): fungal-type vacuole
Molecular function (GO): serine-type carboxypeptidase activity
Source: RefSeq, a predicted model, not a curated record
AUGGGGCGCGUCUCAGCCGCCGUCCUUCUAUGGGGCUUGGCGACUCUCGCCCGUGCGACGCAGUCUUCCUCCAUCCAGUACGAUGCGGGGCUCUUCACGCCCUUUGGGGACCUCUCUGCUCUCUCUGCCUCGCAAUACACAGUUCUUACCCACCCGGGAUUUGCGUCGCACAGCGUGCGCAUUAAGCAGUCGCACUUCUGUGAUGAGAGUGUCCGCGCAUAUACCGGCUACAUCGAUGUGGAUGCUCGUCACCUUUUCUUCUACUUCUUUGAGAGCAGGCGGGACCCAGACACAGAUCCCGUAGUGUUGUGGACAAACGGCGGUCCUGGUGGUUCGUCCACAAUGGGACUAUUCAUGGAACUCGGCCCCUGUAGGAUGGCCGGCCCAAACGCAACAGUACCAUUCGAGUAUUCAUGGAACGAGCAGGCCAAUAUUUUCUCCAUUGACCAGCCGGUUGACGUCGGGUUUUCGUAUGCUGAUUAUGGAGAGCAUGUGGACACAUCUGAAGAAGGCGGAAAAGACAUUGCAGCGUUCAUGGCCAUCUUUUUUGAGCAUUUCUCUCAGUUCAGAGGUCGUCCUUUCCACAUGACGGGAGAGUCGUAUGCGGGUCGCUAUCUUCCUGUCUAUGCAGCGGCAGUGUAUGAUCAAAAUACAGAGCUAGUCAAGGCAGGAAUGUCCCCAAUUAAUCUCAGUUCCGUGAUGAUGGGAAAUGGUGCAACAGACUUUUUCGAGAUCGUUUGGGCGCUUUACGACAUGCGAUGCAAGACGCACAAGUUCCCAAUGGUCGAUACGAUUUCCGAUUGCGCGGCGCUGAAGCAGCUUGUUACUCGUUGCAAGAAGUGGACGAAGUCGUCGUGUAACGACGUAUACGACAAGCUCGCGUGCUCUUCUGCGUUUGACUACUGCUUCGACAAUAUAGGGAUCCAGUUCUUCCAGAAGUACAACCCCUAUGAUGCGACCAGACCCUGGCAGACGUUUGAGGCAGACGUUUGCUACCCAGAUGUGGCGCAAUUCCUAUCCAGCGCGAAGACACAGGCACUCCUCGGAGUCGACUCGCAUAAGACGAACUUCUCAACCCACAGUGCACUCGUGUCGGACGCCUUCGAACAAAGCGGAGACUAUCACUCUUUCCGUGCGGACCACUACCUCGCCGCACUCCUCGAGCGCCACGUCCGCGUGCUUAUCUACGUCGGCACCAACGACUGGAUCGCCAGCUGGGUUGGCAACGAGCGCAUGACGUUCAAGCUCGAAUGGACGCAGCAAGACGUUUAUCAGACCGCGGGGAAGCACGACUGGUUCGUAGCCGGAAUGCAGGGCCCGGCCGGAUGGUGGCGCAAGGGUGGAGGGUUGACGUUCGCCACUGUGUAUGGCGCGGGCCAUCUCGUGCCAUUCGACCAGCCAGAGCGAGCGCUGCAUAUGGCCAACCGCUGGCUCGCGGGAGAGGACCUCUGA